AUGGCCGUUUUUGCACUUUUAGAGUCAAAUAGUUCAGAAUAUUCUGCCAGUGCCGGGAAGCUCUGGGCGGCAGCUUUUACGCUUGCAGGUCCUGCAGGGUGUUGCGAACCCCUUCCGUAUCUUCUUCGUGGCUUUAAUUUUAAAAGAUUUCGCCUUUCCGAGUAUCUUACUGAAAAUGAAUUUGUUUUUGAUUCUGGGACGUGCUCUUUGCUUCGAGGCUUUCUUGCGCCUUGGUGCAGCCCAGAAAAGGAAUUAUUACAGCUGCCUGCAAAUGUGGUGGUAGGAAAGCUGCUUGCAAAUGACACAAGUGCUGCCGUCGUUGCUGGAAUUCGGAAAUUGCCAGCCACUACUCUGUUUUCUCCGCUCAGUGAAUUGCCUAGCACCGAGUCAUCAAAAGCAGGGUUGCCUGAGUUAUUGCUUGGAUCAGCAUCAAGAUGUGUAGUUAAUGAUGGGAUUAGUUGCACCCAAAACAAAAUCCCAGUCAUAAAACUCAAUGCAAAUACUUGUAAAGGGCCAAGUUUUCAAACAGCAGAUAAGAGAUUGCUUUCCCAGUUACCUGAAAGAACAGAAAAAGAUACAAAAAGCAAACCAGGGAAGGGGUCUGGGAUUGGAGGAUCAAGUCGGAAAAGGUCAAGGGAAGAAAAGCCAUUGCUCACAGCAAAGGGACCUAAGAAGACACAUGUUCUGGUGAAGAGGAUUGCUUUGAACGAUCCUGCUUGUAUGGGUAUAUGUAACGAGAAAUCAACAAAAUCAAAGCGGAAGCAUGGGCAAGUUUUCAAGGUAGGAGAGAAGAGAAGUGGCAAGCUACAUCAAACACGAGUAGAUUGUUCUGGCACGAAGACUGGGUCAUCAAACUCUAAUGCAGGGGGGAACAACAUUCUUGUUUUCUGGUGGGAGACGUUAAUUUUUCGUUGGGAGACUUUGGAGAUGGUAGGAGACGGCAACCAAAAGCAUCCUGUGCAUCGGGACGUUUCCAGAGACAUCUGUGGUACCACAGACACGUCUCCCAGUAUCCAUGGUAUUUAUGGCUUCAAGGCCGAGUCUAUCAAUAUUACAAAGUACAUGCAAGAUUUAACAUUAGAAGAUUUACUUAAUGGGAAGUGUAACGUGGCUAGAUUUUCUCGAGUUGAAACUAGGGAAAGCCACAAUAAUAACAAAAAUCUUCUGCAAUGUGUUCAAAAGAUUUGUCAGAUACUACCAUCACAGUCUAACAGAUCUACUAAGAAUACAAAAUCACUGGAUACCAACUACAAUUUGAAAGGGGAGCUUUCUAUAUCCACUGCAGACAAAGAAAAAGUAGGAGGAGAAGCAUCAUCACCAAGAAAGGAAGUUCAUAAUAGUGAUCCUUGGGAAGUCAAUUUCAAAGAUGCAGUGAAGGCAGGUCUGGGACCAGAUUUUCUAGUGAAUAGGCUCCCACUCUACCAGCCUGAAGAGUUCAUGCAAAAUUUGAGAAUUUCCCCUAUUGAAUCUUUGGAUAGCUUGAUAUCACAAAGUCCCAUUCAAAAGAUAAAUGGAUCGAAGGGUUUGCCUUUCCUAAAUUCUAAUACAUGCAUGGUACACAAUAGUAGUAUUCCUCCUUUCUCUUGGUCACUUCCUUACUGUGGGCCCUGCAAGAGCGUCCUGGAAACUUGUAGGUUUUCGACAAUUCAAAAUAUAAAUGCAAGACAGUGGAUUCAACUAAGUGGCACCCAGCCUAUGAACAAAUAUUGCCUAAGCAACUCUCAAUCUGCAAAGUUUUCUGGUUUGAAAUUGGAAUCCAGAACUAAGUUUGAAGGGUGCAUAGAUGUACCUGAUAGGAUUCCUUUGGUUCAGAAUUUUGUGUCUGAAGCUGCAGACGAUAGGGACAUUAAAUUGAUGAAAGGUAGUAGCUUAAUUGAUUCUUGUUACCUGGCUGAAGUAGAGAAGUCGGUGGGCAAUAUAUCUUCCAAUCAUCAUAUUUACAGAAAUUCUAAAGAAACACUCGAUGUGCCUGAGAAAAAACCCAAAUAUAAUACAAGCUGCAUUCAAGCAACUUUGGAAUCUGAAAAGAAUAAGACCUCCACCAAUCAGUUCACAAGAGACUGUACUACUGGAGUUGCAGAUGCAAUCAUUCCAGUUCCUGAGAAAUUGGGAAUGGUUAAUGAAGAAGAAAGAAAAGUCAUGGAUGGUAUUGCACCAGCUUUCUCAUCUGUUAUAUCUUCACCGGGAACGUUACACAGCAUGCUUCCAUUUCAUGAUCAAAAUAAUGUACCAGAUUCUCCGAAGGCACAAGCUGCUGCUCAGACAUUGUAUGACAUGGCUCACUGUUUAACUCAUCAGAAGAAAAAUGAUCAAAACAGUGCAAAGCAUAAAAGUAAGGAUCUGGUUUCCUGGCCUGGAGCAUUAUCACAAAGAACUGCAAAGGCCCACAAGUCUAUAAAUUCAAUGGGCAAGUAUUCAAAUUCCAAAUGUCCAGAAAAGGUGGAGAUGGAAGAAAUCAAAACUGGAAGGGGAGAUCUAACAAUCCAUAACAAUUGCUUGCCCCUUGAAAGGAGAAAAUGUCUUAAUCAGGUUAAUGAUACUUCAACAACUGUGAAACAUUCAGCAUCCAAAACAGGUAAAUUACAGGGCAGGAUGAUGAAUGUCUCAAAGCAUAUAGAUGAGGUUGGAAUUUCUCGUGAUACUACAAUGCUGAUGGAAGGUAGGAUAUUCCGUGAACAAGCAGGAGAAAGCACUGGAGAUUUAGGAAAAGGGAUGGCUUCACUAAUGACAACAGCAUCACAAGAAACACCAUUGAAAAAUAUUUUAACAGAAACUCACGCUCGAACAGUUAGAAGAACAAUCCCUUUAACAGCUCAAAAGAGUAGGACAUUGGGUAGGUCGAAUUUUUCUCUUGGACAUUUUAGUCCAAGAGGAAAAAGAGGGGCUAAUUUUGGGCCUCAUCAAUCAAAUAUCAAGUGCAGAAGUUUUCGUCUAAUGGGUUCAUCAUCCAGCAUACAGAAUAAUGAUUUUAACACUACUCCAAAACAUAGGAAGUCAUUGUCGUCACAACAAGGGACUAGAAGUAGGGAUUCAACUAGGGAAAAAUUCAACAAGCUUUGAGUUUCCAACACUCUAGAUUUAUAUUUCUCAGAGCCUUGGCAUUUCUAUAUCCCAAGUGUUGGAGCUCUUCUAACGGCAGCAUGUUCCAGUCAACCCUGGAUUUAAGGCACCAGUGGGAAAAUUCAUUGGUUUGUGUUUUGAUGUCCUUUGUAUAUCUCAUAAGAGGAUAAGUGUAACGCAUCUGUUGGUGAAACUGUAGAGUGUUUGGAAGCUUCUUCUUUUCUCCUUCAUGGUAAAGUCUCUCAUUCUUGAUGUUAAUCUUGCUGUAUGAUAUUCAAUUUUUUUCCCUGCAGGAGCCUUUUUUGGCAAGUGCUGGCCCAGAUGUGAAGUAAGCAUACCUGGUAAACAAACUAUACCACAUCAACAGUGCAAAUCUAUGUAUAUUAGCGUAUAGAGCAAAUGUGCACUGUCAAUGUGGUGCAGUUUGUUGACCAGAUAUCCUAACCCACUAGGAUACUAUAUCUGAUGUGCAUUUGCCUUGUGAAAGCUUGAAAACUUAUGAAUAAUUAACUUUUAGCAUUGCAAAAUGUACACCGGGUGUAAUUUGUAUCUUAAUCAUUUCCAAUGAAAAUAUGUAUCUCACAUUUAUUUCAAUGAAAAACAGGGCUAAUUUUUUA
Cryptomeria japonica (Japanese cedar) is the source of this 3677-nucleotide messenger RNA. RefSeq lists its product as uncharacterized. Bases 1 to 3060 code for a protein of 1019 amino acids. The transcript is spliced from 10 exons. Lineage: Eukaryota; Viridiplantae; Streptophyta; Pinopsida; Cupressales; Cupressaceae. The record is from RefSeq and is a predicted model, not a curated record.